CACACACUGAUGCAUACACACACCAACAAACCACUGCAUCACCACCAACGACUUCCCUACCACUACUCGCUCACCUCUCUCCCUCCCUUGUAUAAAACCACCACCGGUUGCCCCGCCCUCUCCACCCACUCACCACUGCUCCAUCACACACUUCCAGUAGCUAACUUAACUACUGCCCACCACUCUUCCUUCGUGCCAGAGAGAAUCAGCAAGGCACGUUCUUGCGUGUGUUGGAUCGGCGUACGUGCGUGCAUGGCGGUGGACGCGGUUCGCGACGCGGCGGCGAUGGUGAGCGAGGAGGAAGAGGAGGGGCAGCUGCGGUGCGACGAGGGGUGGGGCAAGCGGAGGCGCCCGAGGCGCCAGCGGCAGCGCGCGCCCAGCGAGGAGGAGCACCUCGCGCUCAGCCUCCUCAUGCUGGCGCGCGGCCACCGCGACCGGCACCUGCUCCCGUCGUCCUCGCCGGCGCAGGAGCACCGCUGCUCCGUGUGCGGCAAGGGGUUCCCGUCCUACCAGGCCCUCGGCGGGCACAAGGCGAGCCACCGCCCGAAGCCGGCCCCCGCCGGCGCGGACGAGCCCGCUGCCACGGCGGCGGCCUCGCCCGCCGCGUCCUCGUCAACCACGUCCAGCGGCGCGGGCGGAGGUGGCAGGGUGCACGAGUGCUCCGUCUGCAAGAAGACUUUCCCGACCGGGCAGGCGCUGGGCGGGCACAAGCGGUGCCACUACGAGGGCCCCGUCGGCGCCUCCGCGGUCGCGAGCCGAGGGUUCGACCUGAACCUGCCGGCGCUGCCGGACAUCGUCACCGAGCGCGAGCGGUGCAUGCCGGCGCCGGCCGACGACUACGAGGAGGAGGUGCUCAUCCCGCUGGCGUUCAAGAAGCCGAGGCUGAUGAUCCCGGCAUAACCAAAUCAUCAAAGAAUUUUUCAAUCAUCAACGGCCAGUUGAUGAGUGAAUCCCGUCGGUGUGUAUUCUUUUGGAUUGCUUAUGCUCGGCUGGCUGGUGAUACGUACUCCCUCCGUCCGGAAAUACUUGUCCUGAAAAUAAAGAAAAUGAAUGUAUCUAUAACUAAAAUAAGUCUAGAUACAUCCAUUUCUAGAACAAGUAUUUCCGGACGGAGGGAGUACACACGUAGUACCUCCUGCUUGCCAGCCAGCCAGUGGAGUGUAGAGGUCGAUCGAGCUGGCCAUCGAUUGGUGUAGUACAUAUCUCUCUAUAUUUUCCAUAUAGUACGUAAUGCAUCUCAGUAGAUCGCUUCUUUCA
Molecule: messenger RNA, 1257 nt
Organism: Triticum aestivum (bread wheat)
Lineage: Eukaryota; Viridiplantae; Streptophyta; Magnoliopsida; Poales; Poaceae
Product: zinc finger protein 1-like
Exons: 1
Coding region: 10-900 (296 amino acids)
Biological process (GO): regulation of DNA-templated transcription
Cellular component (GO): nucleus
Molecular function (GO): transcription cis-regulatory region binding; DNA-binding transcription factor activity
Source: RefSeq, a predicted model, not a curated record